This is a messenger RNA of Panicum hallii, 1514 nucleotides long. RefSeq lists its product as uncharacterized. The record is from RefSeq and is a predicted model, not a curated record. NCBI's taxonomy places the organism in Eukaryota, Viridiplantae, Streptophyta, Magnoliopsida, Poales, Poaceae. Gene Ontology annotation, molecular function: acyltransferase activity, transferring groups other than amino-acyl groups. The transcript is spliced from 2 exons. The coding region runs from base 232 to 1338 and encodes 368 amino acids.
UUCCAAGGCCUUGGCGCCUUUGCGUUUGGGCAGUGUAUUUCCCAAUUGCAAAUCGACGCGCAGAGCCUGAGACUUGCAUCUCCACGUAUAAAUUGAGGCCUGCUCCGAAACUCCAAUACGCACGGCACCAUACAUUCUUGUGAAUCCUGUCAGGUCAAGAACAACUUCCUAGUUCCUAGUCUUUCUGCACGGCCAGAGGUAGCAAGGCAGCUAGCGAGCGAGCACGCCGAGAUGGCGGCAGCGGCGCCCGUGCUCGUCCACGUCGAGUCCAUGCAGACCGCCGUCCCGGCGCGCGACGCCGGGUCGGGGCGGUCGCUGCCCAUCGCGGUGUCGGGGCCGCCGCUGGCCGCCGCGGAGCUGCAGCGCCACUUUCGCGCCGUGCUCUACUACCGCGGCGCCGGCGCGGGCGGCGAGCUGGAGGCCACGGCGAGGGAGCGCGCGGCGUGGGUGAAGGAGUCGCUCAGCGCGGCGCUCGUCGACCACCCGGAGAUGGCGGGGCGGCUGGGCCGCGGCGGUGGCGACGGGUGCCUGUGGGAGGUCAAGCUCAGGGACACCGGCGUGCGGCUGGUCCAGGCCUCGGUGGAGGCGACCAUGGCGGCGUUCUUGGAGGCGAGGGGCGCCGACCGGGAGAGGCAGGAGGCCGCGCUGGCGCUGUGGACCGACGUGGACGCGCACGAGCCCGACAUCUGCGCGCCGUUCUUCGUGCAGCUGACACGAUUCCAGGACGGCGGCUACGCCGUCGGCGCCAGCUGCAGUCUUCUCCUCGCCGACCCGCUGUCCCUCGUCCGCUUCCUCAAGUCGUGGGCUCGCAAGCUCGCGGAGCUGCAGGCACAGGGCGAGCUCGUCGCCAACCCGGUGAUCCAGUACACGCGCUACAUCCGGAGCACAGGCGCCGCCGCCAAGCACGUCAAGUCCGUCCCGCUCGACACCGCGACCGCCACCGACAACAACACCACGACCGUGCUCUUCAGGGCCGCCGCCGCCGGCACGCCCGACCACCGCGCGCUCGCGGCGGCCUGCGUCGCCACGGCCAGCGAGAGGCUCGGCGCCAGGGCGCCCCCGCGAUUCACGGUCGUGGCCCGCGACGGCUCGGAGGGGCUGAAGGUCCAGACGUGUGCGGCGGAUGGUGACCAGAAGCCGUGCCCCGCGCCUCGAGCUGCGCUGUGGCGCGAUGAGCCCGGUCUCGGUCUCGGUCUCCAGGAUCUGGCGCUGGAGGGGAGGAAGCCCGUGCACGUAUCGUACUGCGUCAUGCCGUGCGCCGACGAGGGGCUCGUGGUCGUCAUGCCAGCAGGUGGUGGCGAGCUCUUGAUCAGUGCGACCGUGCCGAACUACAUGUAACUUCGAAAUGCCCCGCGGCCUGCGCUAUCGACCUAUCGUUUCAUGAUAGCACGUAAUCACUUGUUCACCGCCUGUGGUAUGCUAUGUACUCUUUUAAAUCCUUUAGGCUUCAAUAUUGUGCUUUUGGAGUGCCAAUACAAUCAAUACUCGAGUUCUUUGGGGACUAGAGAGUCCAG